Messenger RNA from Drosophila biarmipes, 1038 nucleotides. Its product is annotated as lipopolysaccharide-induced tumor necrosis factor-alpha factor homolog. The record is from RefSeq and is a predicted model, not a curated record. Lineage: Eukaryota; Metazoa; Arthropoda; Insecta; Diptera; Drosophilidae. The coding region runs from base 188 to 685 and encodes 165 amino acids. The transcript has 3 exons. Gene Ontology annotation, molecular function: zinc ion binding.
CUGGAUCCGAAUCCGCUGGCAGUUGUGAGCGGCGAUCGAAGUGCAAAAGACGCCGACUAGUAGUAAAAACGCAGAGUAAACAAAUUCAUCUGCUGAACGGGAACCGGAAUCUCUUACUCAUUACAAAAGAAAUCAAAAACAAGGCUGAACUUCGCACUGAAACUGGGGCUUUAGAGCGAUCUUGAAGAUGGAUCAGAAGCGCGCCAUGCUGUAUCCGCAGGUGGAUUUCAACACCCCGAGCGCCCCUUCGCCGACGCCAACGAGGGAGUUGGGCAACCCCAUGGGCCUGCCCGUGGAGGCUCCUCCGUCCUACGAUGUGGCCGUGUCUGUGCCUGUGGUUCCAGUGAUUUCCGCACCAGCAAUUGCCCCAGCACCAGCGCCAGUGGUUGUUGUCGAGCAGCCAGCACCACAGCCGCCUACAGUGGUGCCCAUUGAUACUCUGCACUUGGGUCCGAAUCGAAGUAGGGUUCUUUGCCCCGCCUGUGGGGCCAACAAAACCACCAGGAUGACACACACCGCUAACUCCAGGACCCAUAUGGUAGCAGGUCUACUCUGCCUAGUAGGAUUUUGCUGCUGUGCCUGUUUCGUCCCCUAUUGCAUGAAUAGUUGCCGCACAGGAAAUCACUAUUGUCGCAAAUGUAACACCUUCCUAGGAGCUUACAAUCCAAAAGGGAUAAACUCAUGAUAAGACUGCGAUAAGAUGUGACCCGGAUGCUGGAAAAAGACAGAAGAGUUAAAAGUUAUAAAUAAACACAAAUCAGCUGAUGCUUGCCAGCAAAUAAGUUAGGAUUGUACAGCAGCCUUUGAUUUAGCAAACCUUCGAAAAGAAUUUAAAGGUAAAUACCAAACGGGAAUAUGUUUUUUAAACCUCUACUUGAAGAAGAUUUAUAUUUAAAAAUAAUAAACACUACAAAAAACCUAAGCAAAACCGCUUACCUUCAGCUUUGUUGCUGAGCAGCUGGCCUCUGGCUGGCUAAAAAAAUUAAGGCGUGGGUUAAAGCUUCGCUUGGCUUGACAAUAAAAAUAAAACAAAACAAA